Molecule: messenger RNA, 1636 nt
Organism: Ilyonectria robusta
Lineage: Eukaryota; Fungi; Ascomycota; Sordariomycetes; Hypocreales; Nectriaceae
Exons: 2
Coding region: 456-1142 (228 amino acids)
Source: RefSeq, a predicted model, not a curated record
CCGAGUGAACACCACCAGCGUCAUAGCCAGCUUCAGGAUUGAUGUGACGAUGUACGACGCUCAUCACUUUCCUUGAACGAACAGUCCCUGGCACGCAGCGCGUCAUUACAAGGCCGUGAUUGGUGGGCUCCCAGUUUCCCUGGAUCGUCGUUGGCUAGACCCUCGAGACACCCUUGAGGAUUAGUCUACCCUACACCACUUCUUGACGUCACUGCGAUAAUCCGGCAGGAAACAUGGCUUCAAUGCGUGCAAGCAGGUUUGAUGCUCGACAAGCCAGGUCAUAAACGACUAUUCUGGGCAUCAUGGUGUCCUCGGUGAAACGUAAAAGGCGAUGAACAACCCAGUUGCGAGGAACGGGUGUCAUUAUUCUAUUUUCAUCAAACGUUAACUUCACGUACUCCCUGGUUACUUGUGGCGUCACUACAAAACUACAACUAACAGCAAACACACUUAACAUGCCCUUCUUCGGCAGUCGACGGGAGCCUUCGCCCGAGCCGGUCGUUGAGCCGGAGCCAGCCUACGAAGCACCCCGAAAACAAGGCAGCUUCUUCCACCGUCGUGAACCGUCUCUCGAGCCAAUCCAAUCGCCCGUCUACGACGAGCCCAAGAAGAACGGCUUCUUCUCCCGGCGUGAACCUUCGCGGGAAACGGUCCCGGAGCCCGUCCAUGAGGAAACACCAAAGAAACACGGCCUCUUCCAACGCCGCGAUCCCUCGCCUAGCCCCACAACAAGCACCCGCUCGACCGGCCGCCGCACAUCGCUGAGCUCCGUGUCGACGUACCACACGGCCGGCCACAACGAAGGCGGCCUGGGGCUCUUCCGGCGGGGCACGGAUGCGAGCUCGUCGACGCAGCGCCGGGGGAUGCUGCGGCGGAGCUUCGGCAACGGCAACGGCAACAUGCACCACGAGGACGACCCCAGCGUGCUCGACGCCCGCCAGCGCGUGCAGAACGCCGAGGCCAUGGAGCGCGAGGCCGACCGCGCGCUGGAGGAGGCCCGCGCCAGCGUGCGCGACGCCCGCGAGCAGGUCAAGCGGCUCGAGGUCGAGGCGCGCGAGGAGGCGCGCCGGGCCAAGAUUAAGCAGCACCAGGCGCGCGAGGUGUCGAAGCUGGGCAAGGCGCUGGGACGACAUGGGCCGUAAGAAAAAGAGCCGAGAUGGAAACGGGUUUCUUGAGAAUUUCCCGAUGUGGCGCUGGACGAGGGUGAGAUUGGUCUGAUCUCAGUUGAGCUUCUCAGUUGAGUUGUGUAAUUUGGACCGGGGGAGUGAGUCACUUCUUCUUUAUGGAAUUUAGUCUUUCUGGCUACUAUUUAUUUAUGCUUAUGAACACGUCCAAAGAAGCUGGUACUUCUUGAGAAUAGAAACAAAAAAGAAUACACAAAGAUCAAAGAUGCAAUUACACAGGACCCUUGCAGCGAACCAGAAUAGAACCCACGACGCGCAUUCACCGGCACCGCGAGGCCGAACUCCUAGGUUUAGCAACGGCGGAUAGGCAAAUCCGGCGUUGAAGACGCGCCCCGUGGUUUCCGAUAGUCCGAGCCUGGUCCAUGGGAGCCCGGUGUGGAAAUGCCAUACUACGUAAAAUGAGAUUCUCGCCGCCUGUGGUUGGAUCGUCUGCGCGGGCGAAAUUGGAUGGG